Molecule: messenger RNA, 454 nt
Organism: Apaloderma vittatum (bar-tailed trogon)
Lineage: Eukaryota; Metazoa; Chordata; Aves; Trogoniformes; Trogonidae
Product: beta-lactamase-like protein 2
Exons: 4
Cellular component (GO): mitochondrial matrix
Molecular function (GO): single-stranded RNA binding; RNA endonuclease activity
Source: RefSeq, a predicted model, not a curated record
AGUUUUAUAUACACCUGGACACACUGAUGAUCAUAUGGCUUUACAUCUAGAAGAAGAAAAUGCUGUGUUUUCUGGUGACUGCAUUUUAGGGGAAGGAACAACAGUAAUUGAAGACCUGCAUGAUUACAUGAUUACUUUGAAAAGGUUGUUACAAAUGAAACUGGCUUUAAUAUAUCCAGGUCACGGCCCUGUAGUACGUGAUGCAAAUGCCAGAAUCCAAGGCUACAUAUCUCACCGAAUUGCACGUGAACAGCAAAUUCUAAAUGUUUUCCAAAAGAAUGCUGGAAAAUCAUAUACAUCUUCAGAGCUUGUAAAGAUGGUAUACAAGGAGAUCCCUGACAAUUUACUUCGAGCGGCAGAAAAUAACCUCCUAGUCCACUUGAAGAAGUUGGAAAAAGAAGGAAAAGUUUUACAUGAGUCGUCUCCCAGCUUCAGGUGGAAAAACAAUUUAUAA